AUGACCAAAACAGGAGUUGAUUUCUUCGAUGAUAUAACUCAUAACCACAAGGAUUUCUCUGAAGUUGUCACUGCCAUCAAACAAUCUUUUACGCCAAGUUUAAAGAAUACUAAUGGAGCUGACAACAAGUUGCAAGAGUUCAACUUGAAAAUUUCACAAAUUUCAAGCAUUCUGAAUUCUAAACUUGCGGAAUCUGAAAAUGUCAUCACUGAUUCGGAUUACUUCUCGAAGGUGGCAAUUCCAACUUCCACACUAAUGAGGUACAUGAAGGACUGUUUGAAUCAUCCAGUGCCACAAGCGGUUAAAAAUUUUCAAGAGGCAUACAAAGAGCAUUUGGAGUUGGUUGAGAAUGUGCUCACCCAACUGGAACACAAGUCCACUAACCCUCUUACUCUUGCUAUGAAUGCUGACCCAUUGAAGACAAGGACUACCUUCAACAAAUGGUUUGAUAUUAUGAAUGGAGUUCUUGGACAAGUUAUUCUUCUGGAGACAUUUGCCUCGGGGUUGCUCGAAGAACGGGACACUAAUGACGUGAUAGAGAGAUCAAAAAAGCUGUUGUGUAGUAUUCAGUCGUGGGAGAAUGAUUACAAGAAAGACUCAUCCUACUGGCGAUUCUUAAAACACUAUGUUGAAUUAUUCCAAAGAGACAAUUCUGAUAUGGAGAUGGAAGAACAAGCAGAUAAGUUGAAGGAAGUGUUGGACACUAUUCUGACGGACGACUCAUUUUACCUUAUUGUUCACGAUGGAUCAAAAAACAAUGCACUUUUCGAAUUCAAUGUAUCACUGGAGGACCAAUUGAUUGAAUCUAACAACCAAGAAUCCUCAAUAAUGAUUUAUCGCAGCAAACGUGGAAAUUCAGUGGAGGUGACAGAGUUGGAGCAACUGCAAAAAGACGUAACAGAAAAAACUGAAGCUGAACCUUCCGAAAACAUAAACUACAAGGAUCAUUUGAAGAAUCAAUUCGGGAAAACUGUUCACAACGCUGGAUUCAUUUGUGUUCUAGCUGGUGCCCAUGCAUGUGUAAGAUCAGCUAAUAUUGGACGAGAGGAAGGUCCUGGAUUUGUUCAACUAAGCACAUCGGAUAAAACAAGUACUGGAGUAGUUGUUGGAUAUAUUUAA
Caenorhabditis remanei is the source of this 1119-nucleotide messenger RNA. RefSeq lists its product as uncharacterized. The coding region runs from base 1 to 1119 and encodes 372 amino acids. The transcript has 5 exons. Lineage: Eukaryota; Metazoa; Nematoda; Chromadorea; Rhabditida; Rhabditidae. The record is from RefSeq and is a predicted model, not a curated record.